Diabrotica virgifera virgifera (western corn rootworm) is the source of this 765-nucleotide messenger RNA. Its product is annotated as ornithine decarboxylase-like. Lineage: Eukaryota; Metazoa; Arthropoda; Insecta; Coleoptera; Chrysomelidae. The transcript has 3 exons. Bases 1 to 765 code for a protein of 254 amino acids. The record is from RefSeq and is a predicted model, not a curated record. Gene Ontology annotation, molecular function: ornithine decarboxylase activity. Gene Ontology annotation, cellular component: cytoplasm.
AUGAAAAUUCCAAGUGUUGAUGAUCGGAUCCAUGUUUUGGAUGACCAAUCGAACGUAUGGACGGUGAUCCGGAAAAUCGUAAGCAACAACAAUCAGGAUGAUGCCUUUUACGUCUUGGAUGUCGGAGAUAUCGUCAGGAAACAUCAGGAAUGGCUCGAAAAACUACCUCGAGUCAAGCCGCACUACGCUGUCAAAUGCAAUGAUAGCCUUACAGUUCUUGAAACUCUCAACGCCUUGGGAACUAACUUCGACUGCGCUUCAAAGAGCGAGAUUAACAAAGUACUCAGCAUGGGUGUGGAGCCCGAAAGAAUCAUCUUUGCCAAUCCCGCCAAACCUUCCAGUCAUAUCAGACAUGCUGCAGCUACUGGUGUUAACACUAUGACAUUCGACAGUGACACUGAAUUGCACAAAGUUAAGAGUCUCUUUCCUGAAGCCAAGUUAGUAAUUCGCAUUCGUUGCGAUGCCACUGAUGUCCAUUCUCCACUGGGAAACAAAUUUGGUUGUGAUCCUAUCACUGAGGCUCCGGAACUUCUUCGAAUCGCCAGAUCCCUUGACUUGGACGUCGUCGGUGUGUGUUUCCACGUAGGCUCCGGAUGUCGUGAACCGCCGGCUUACUGUAGGGCUAUUUCAGCCGCAAGGGACAUAUUUGAUUUUGCCGAAACCUUGGGCUACAACUUUUCUUUACUUGACAUCGGAGGAGGAUAUCUUGGUGGAAAAGGAACUAACAUCCAUCAGGUUUGUCAAAUUUGUUUAACAUUGCAAUAA